Messenger RNA from Arachis duranensis, 1818 nucleotides. RefSeq lists its product as uncharacterized. Lineage: Eukaryota; Viridiplantae; Streptophyta; Magnoliopsida; Fabales; Fabaceae. The record is from RefSeq and is a predicted model, not a curated record. The transcript has 11 exons. The coding region runs from base 120 to 1637 and encodes 505 amino acids.
ACAAAAAAGAGAACCUCAUCUUCAAAAUGAUGAUGAUGAUGUUGUUGUUGUUCUUUUUCCAUAGGUAGGUAGUACUUUUCUUCUAUCAGAGAGCAAAACUUGAAACUGCACUAACGACGAUGUUUCUUGAGACCACCGUGGCCGCCUGCUUCCCCGCCAUCCUCGAUAAGAGGGUUGUCCAUAUUGCAGCUUCAUGCAAGCUCCAUCCUUACAACUCCAACUGUGCUCAUCAUAUGCUCUGGGAAAAAUGUCAGAAGUGCAGUGGCAUUCGCUUCACAAGAAGGAACAAACUUGUACCUGUAAAGAAUAGUAUUCGUGCAUCAACGGAGUAUCUAGGCUCAGCUCCAGAUCCUAUAAAGAAAAACGUGAAGUCAUCAUACCAUCCAUUUGAGGAAUUUGCACAGCCAGAGAAUAGUGGAGAUGCUAGGCCUACAUCAGCAGAAACAAGUAGAACAAUUAUUGAGGUCAACAGCAAAGCAACACUCGUGUUCUCGGUUCUGAUCAAUGGUGAAGACCAUGAAAAUGUUGUUUGGCCAGAUGUGCCAUAUUUGACUGAUGAACGUGGAAAUAUAUACUUUCAAAUGAAAACUGGUGAAGAUAUUUUGCAAUCCCUUACUUCAGAAGAAAACUAUGUGCAAGUCAUUGUUGGUGUGGAUACCAUGGAAAUGAUAUCUGAGAUGGACUUAUCAAAUCCUUCAGAAAUUAACUUUGGGAUUGAAGAAAUAGGUGAUGAAGAUGUUGAUGACUAUGAUGAAGAGGAUGAAGAUGAGGAUGAGGAUGAGGAUGAAGACGAAGAUGAAGAAGAUGAUGAUUAUGAUGCGGGAUGGGUAUCUGUUCAUUCAGAUGAUGAUGAACAGGAUGAUUCUGAUGAGGAGACACUUGCAGACUGGGCAAAACUGGAAACUAUGCGUUUUUCACAUCCAAUGCAUUUUGCCAAAACGUUGGCUGAGAUUGCUUCAGAUGAUCCAAUUGAUUGGAUGGAGCAACCUCCAGCUUGCCUAGCUAUCCAAGGCCUUAUAAGACCUGCCUUUAUUGAAGAACAUUCUAUGAUACAGAAGCAUCUAUCUGCCACUCAGACCAGCAAUACUGACAUGAGCGAACGGAUCAAAAGUAAAGGAGAAAACGUUGAUGUGGUCAGGGACCAUGUGCACAAUUUAGAACCACCUAACCAUGAUGCAGCACAGAUGGAGAAGAAUGACAAUGAAGAUAUUCCAAUUAACGAGACUGCAUUUUACAAACUGGAGAUGACUAAGAUCCAACUAUUUACAGCACACGGGGUUCCAACUGUUCUUGAAGUAGAAGAUUACAUGAAAGCUCAGCCUGAUGCCAUAGCACACGCAGCUUCCAAAAUCAUAUCGCGUCUGCAAGCUUGCGGAGAAAAGACUGAACAAGCCCUCAAAUCUCUGUGUUGGAGAUGCAAGGCUAUUCAAGUGGAGGAGGCACAACUUAUCUGUGUAGACUCACUCGGGUUUGACGUAAGGGUUUGUUCAGGCACGCAAGUUCAAACGUUGAGAUUUGCAUUUAAGAAAAGGGCUACUUCAGAGUACAGUGCUGAGAGACAACUCAAUGAUAUACUAUUUCCAGGAAGUCACCAGAAGCCACAAAAAUUGACUCAGACACAUCAAAAUGAAUGCUAAAACUAAAACCUUCAAAAUGUCACAUUUCUUUUAAUUUUGUAUCACUAGUGUAGUAGUGUUGUAUGCCAUUCGCCAAUGAUAGUUCAUAGAGGUAAAAGAAAAAGGAAAAGUAGGCAUGUAUCAUGUAUGUGCCCACCCUGUUGCAUUAAAUUAUAAUUGAAAGUAAUUGCUUUCCUGUGCU